Molecule: messenger RNA, 3987 nt
Organism: Talaromyces stipitatus ATCC 10500
Lineage: Eukaryota; Fungi; Ascomycota; Eurotiomycetes; Eurotiales; Trichocomaceae
Product: nuclear import and export protein Msn5, putative
Exons: 11
Coding region: 133-3843 (1236 amino acids)
Biological process (GO): protein export from nucleus; RNA export from nucleus
Cellular component (GO): cytoplasm; RNA nuclear export complex; nucleus
Molecular function (GO): RNA binding; nuclear export signal receptor activity
Source: RefSeq, a predicted model, not a curated record
ACGGGAAGGCACCGGGGGAAUGAUGAUGCCAGCCGUCCAGUCCUGAAGAGAAAAGAAGGAAAGUACAAAUCUAAACACAAACACGUUCUUGCUUCUUUUCUCACUGACAAGAGUCUGUAUCGACAAUCAAUCAUGGCUACACCUGGUCAGCCCGCCACUGACGGCAUGGCCGACAUCAUCCAUGCUCUGGAAGUCUCCCAUAGUCCCAUGUCUUCGAACGCAUUACGUGCAGAAGCCCUCCAGUAUCUUGAAUCGAGAAAGCAAGAUGAACGCGCGGCACAUACUGGAUAUCUACUUGCCUCAGAGAUCAAUAAUUCGCCGUUGAUCAGGCAUUUUGGCCUGUCACUCCUUGACCAUGUCCUGCUUCAUACUGGAUUCGCCUUGUCAAGCACUCAGAUCAUGGAACUCAAGGAAAUGGUCAUAGAACUCUCGCGAAGAAUACAGCCAACUGACCCGAGCUACUAUCGCAACAAGGUUGCCCAGCUGUGGGCCGAGGUGGCGAAGAGGAGCUGGGGUAUCGACUGGAACAGCAUGGACCUCGAUCUGUAUAAUCUGUGGAAUGGCGGUCCUCUCCAUAAAGAAAUUGUUUUGUCAAUUUUGGAAACCCUUUCAGAGGAUAUUUUCUAUCGAGAGGAUACUGCAUCGUCCUUAAGGGGCACGGAUCUCAAUAGGGCAUUGGUCGAGAUCUUCACGCCGCUUGUUGUGUUUCAAGAAACAUUUCCAGAAAGGGAACACCACCGACAGGAAAUCCGGCAUCUGAAUGAUGGCUGGCUCUCAAGGAUAUGUAUAUUCAUGGACGAGUGCCUUGGAAGUGUGAAUACCUCACGCGAAGCAAAGGACUGUACAUUGAAAGCUCUUGCGGUACUGCGGUCUGCACUGGUCUGGUCUAUUCCGAAGGCUAUCCUGACAUGUGAUAUUGUUACGGGAAUAUGUCGCACUCUCACAUCACAAAAUGAACACAUUCUUCUGGCCGCUAUAGAAGCCUUACAUUCACUGUACAGCAGGUCAAAUGUCGAAGUCGAGGAGUUUGCGCCUUUGGUAGAGCAGAUCUACGAUGUAGAUCACUUGGUACUUUUGAGACGAUUAUAUGAGUGGACUGCCGUUGAUGCUAAUGACAUUGACGAGACGAGAUAUAACAUAUGCAAAAAAGUAUCCGAGCUGAUGUCGUAUGCGGCGGCUUUCUUAGAAGAUAAGGAUCUUGAUUUACAGAGCGCAUCCACAUCUGAUAUACCUUUCCUUUUCGAGUUCUUGAUUGAGAUUCUCCGCCACCAGAGUCUUACUGUCUCAAUCCCGGUCUUGCAUUCCUGGUCACGUCUGCUCACAGCAGAAAGAGUCGAACAAAUGGAGUUCGUUACACGUUUGAUUGCACCCUUACUAGAAAUCUGCACUCAACGCCUAGUUCGCUGGGAAACCCUUCCCGAGGACUCUGACGAUCCCACAAUCCUUUUCCUGAACGACGACAUCGAUACGACACCGGAGCGCCACGCUUUUGUUGGUAAUUACCGCCGCUAUUGCUCUACUGUGAUAGAGGUCAUCGUCCAGAAACGACCCUAUGAAGCUAUUCCGCAUAUUCUUUCCGGGGUGGAUCAAAAUCUCAACAAUCUUUACAAUGGUGUUCAGCCCUUCAGCGCCGCAUCAUUUCAGAAAGCUUCGUUCCCACUUAUGCGUGCUGACACGCAAUUUUCUGUGGUCGAAGCGACUCUCAAGGGGUAUCAAAAGUGGAUUAUAGCACAUGGACGCAGCCCUCAAGAAGAUGAACAGCAGCGAACUCAACUUGAGCAAGCGAUUGAGAAUUGGGCUAUGAGCUUGAUGCAAAGGAAUCUCGAGGACCCCGUACUCAAACAGAGAGUCAUAAGACUUGUUGUUGAUAUAUCUUCGAAGGCGCUUGAUAAAACACCAAGCUUUGCGCUGAAGGUUUUGGAACAUAUUUUGAUGACACAUCUCGAAGACCAACCACAAUACCCAGCUUACUCGGAUGCAGUCAGAGAACUCCACAGCCUCGCAAGUCACGAGUUGCGUAGACUGUCAAUGCGAUAUGCUGAUUAUUUCUUCACGUUUUAUGAUGUCUUAGAGCCGAAAGUACGGGAGAUUGCGGCUGCACACCAAUUAGACGACAAACUGCAGACCGAGCUGAUUUCCGUUUUAUUGAUCAUCACGCAACGUACGAAGAACGUUGAUCCUCGUAUUCGCGAAGAAAGACUCAAUUCCUUCAUGGAACCAGUUCGAAGUGCAUGGCAGAACGAAGAGUUUAGGAGUAUGUCGUCUUCUUUUAGUGGAUUUUGUGAACUGCUCGGACUCCAAAAAGUGGGGCCAUACAUGCAAAGCAAGCAAGCCGCAAGCAUCGAAGAUUGGUCAGCUGUGCCACUGGAUAGUGUUGGAAAGGAAAUUCAAGGCGAGCUGGCGAGGCGCUUUCAGCAACUUCCUCUACGCGGAACCAAGACCUUGCUCGCUGUGUCAACAGAAAAGCUCAAACGAACUGAUCCUGCGUACGAACUCGGAUGUGCUCUUUGGCGGGAUGUGAUACCUACCAUUCUCCCUACAUUAUUACAGCUGAUUGGUCAUGCCCAUGCCUUUCACAAUCCUGCAAACUGGAGUGACCUUUCUCGAGAUAUGAGGACAGUAGUCGGCCGAAUCCUCACAGAUCGAUUUUGGCAAGCUGGAAUCUCGACAGGUAGCCGGGAUGACUUUUACGCUAAAAUCACUACGUCGAAAGCUACAUUGGAAGGAUUUGCUUCAUCAGUUCGAGGCAAAGUUAGGGCUGUUCGAGAGUCCUGCUACUCUAUGCUUUUCAGCAUGAGUCGUCUACGGCAAUAUUUCUACGGGUUUGAGGAACUACCAGGACCUUUAUCAGAGGCACUGUUCAAAGAUUCGACACAUUUAUCGUCGCAUCAAUUUUCUAUUCUGCUGAACAUAUCUCGUUGUCUCAUUGAUGAUUGUCCGGUUCAAUUUCGCGAGCACUUUUUGCCACCAAUGAUAAGUACCUUGUUCAAGCAAGUCGACAAGAAAGUUACAGAGGAAUGGGACAAUAUAGAACAACGCAAGGCAGGUCUCGUUGAAGGAGACCUGACUGAAGAAAUGAAGGAUGAGAGUAUCCUUCGGCAGCUCACCUACUCCGCGGUUAUCAUGGUGGCCAGUCUUCUGGAUCCCCAGAGAGGUGAUCCGGAUACAACGACCAGUGAUGACCCAAGCGCACCCCAACCACCAGUAUCUCUGGAAAGCUCCAUGAGACACUUUGUUCUCUCUAAUCCAACAAUAUUAGAGCCGGUCUUUAUGUUUUGUACUCAUGCUCUACGCAUGCGAGACACAAGAUGCGGUAGCAUCAUUACUAGAGUCCUUCGUUCUAUUCUUGUCGAUUUCGCACCCCCAGUCAAUACUCCUACAGCAAUUACUAUCCGAGAGUUUAUAUCUACCGAAGUCCUCCGGGCGUGCAUCACAUCUGUUCAUGAACCAUACUUUGUCGAUAUGCAACGAGAUCUUGCAACACUCAUCGCUUCAAUAUGGGUACUCUACGGCUCCAGCACAUCCACACCGCGCUCAGUCAUGUUAAGUCUUCCUGGCUUGAAUGAGCAGCGGGUCGCUCAAACCGAGACAGCACUGAUGCGCUCAACCUCUGGUCGACAACAACGUGCCCUUGUUUUGGACUUGCUUGAGGGCUUACGCGGCGUUAGUAUCUCCGAGCAAGGAAAGAUUCUUGGUACGCGUGAAGACCGUCGAAAGGCUCGUAGCGCAAUGCAACAGCGGUACAUGUCCACUGCUCCCGCGGAUAUGGAAGGGCAACAGAAAACAAAAGUAAACAUUGAUGAUGGGCCGGAUCUUGGUGGUAUAGCAGACAUGUUUGGUUAAAGAUAGACGCACGUCGCUUAUGGCGGGGACUUGGGAAGGCUGUUUGAUACGAAGCGGUAGCGUUACUUAUCUCAUUACCUUGCGUAUAAUACAUAAAAAUAGACUUAGUGUAGGAAUUAUCAAGCUAAAUCAACAAUUGAAAUA